This is a messenger RNA of Anopheles funestus (African malaria mosquito), 4706 nucleotides long. RefSeq lists its product as uncharacterized. The coding region runs from base 1 to 1479 and encodes 492 amino acids. The transcript has a single exon. The record is from RefSeq and is a predicted model, not a curated record. NCBI's taxonomy places the organism in Eukaryota, Metazoa, Arthropoda, Insecta, Diptera, Culicidae.
AUGUUGACAUCCGUAAAUGCCGUGAUGUCAACAACAUCGCCUCCAUUACCGUCAUCACCAUCCUCAUCGUCCACGUUAUCAUCACCAAGUUCCAGCAGCAGCAGCAGCAGCAACAACAACAACACGGCAAUACUCCCCAUGCUAUCCCCGCGUUCCACUCCCGCCCAACCAGCUGUGUCGUCUUCGUCCUCACCUGGCUGUUGUACGUUGGCAUCUUCGACCACCUCUCCGUCUGCUCCGGCACUGGCGGCGGCACUACUGCUGACAUCACAUUCGUCGUCCGCUAGCCGAACGUCCGCAUCUUCACAAUCGCAUGGCUACCAACAGCAGCAGCUACUAUCACCACCACCACCAGCAGCGUUAUCCUUAGCGUCGUCCUCUUCACCGAUCUUGGUACAAUCUUCAACGGUGGCUACUACCGGUACUACGGCAUCAUCAUUGCUGAUCAAUCAUCUCACGAGCAGCACCAAACAGCAGCUCCCAUUACCAUCUCCCCCGUCCUCGAGUUCAUCGUCCGUGUGUCGGGGCACGGUGGCAGUACCAAAACCUUCUGCUCUGGCAGCAGUAGCAGAUGAAGUGAUUGGCAAUAAGAGCGAACUGCAUCAACCACCGUUAGUGGUGGUAGCAGCAGCAGCAGCAGCCACCCAGAAGAAGACAAAACUAGGAAGCAAUGUUGCCAUAGCCUCAUCGCCACCAGCUAGCAGCAAUCGUAGUGAGGGGAGUGAUAUUUCGGCCUGCCCGAAGGUAAUAUCGCCCAUCGUGAACGUGGUGGUUAACGAUAUUGCUGCCGGAUUGGCAAAUGCUGUGGCGGCUGCUGUAGCGGACGCUGUAACUGUUGCCACGAUCGGAAGGAAUCUGAUUAUGGCUACCGGUGGAGGAGGUGGUACUGCACGUCAUAAUCACAGCGGACGUGCGACGGGCAGCACAAGCAGUAACACGGGCAGCAACGGCACCAACACUCUCAACUCGUACUCACAGUUGCGCCAACAGCUCGAAAUGGGAACCUCUGCAGCGGCUGUGCUCGUGGCUGCUGGUACCGGUGCGUCCAAAGGUGGUGCUGUUGUCGGUCACCAGCCGGCAUCCUCACACCAGCAGCAGCAGCAGCAGCAACACAGUCACCUGAAGCAAUAUCUUAAUGCUGCAUCCUCCGUCGGAAGGAGAGGUGGCAGCGCAGGAGCAGGUGCAGGAGGUGGCAGUUUAAUGCUCGCUGCUGGUGGUGUUGCCGGUAACCAGCACCCCGGUGGUGCGGCACAGCAGCAGCAACAUCACCAUCACCAUCACCACCAUCAUCAUCACGUACAUUCGCAGCUAAGACGUCAGCCGACGUGCAGUGGUUCCACUAAUGGCGGUACAGUUGCUGCCGUAGCUUCCUCUCAUGCAGGAGCGAUUCACGAUAAUGGCAGUGGACACAACAACAAUGCACGCUCGACAUCGAAUGCAAUCGAUGCCAACGCAAACCAUCAUCAUCAUCGAUGGUAGAUAACGAUGGGAAGAUGUUGAUCUUAUGUUGAUCUUAUGUUGAUGUGUGUGUGUGUGAGUGUAUUUGGCGUAAUGAUCGCGAAGCACAAGAGUGGGGACGUGGAGGUGAGGGGAGGCAUACAAACUUCAAAGAAGAAGAAGGAAAGCUAUCUAAUCGUUAUUAGUACGCCGUGUACGCGUGUGUGUGUCCGUUGUAGCAUAGUAGUAGUGGCAUAGUAGUAUUUGAUAAUAGUAAAAAGGCAGGGAGAACGGCGGACACUUUGUAGUAGAGCUCUACUCGUAGUAGAGAAAAUCCAUUGGAAGAGAAUAUAUAGAGGGACCCUAGCUGUGUCUGUCGGUCACCGUAAAUUGUCGAUUACUACUUGAUGGUGAAUGUUCAAGAAGCAAGUAGUAAUGGUGGACCAAAGUACAGUCAGCAGAACAGGUGGCGUGUAAUUGCAAACAAGAAAAUUUGGAGAAAACGCAUUGCGAUCAAGAAAGACAGACAGCGUAAGCAAGAAAAAGUAAGAGAGUGAGAAGUAGAAUAACUAAUCAAAAGGAUCGUGUUUGAGAUCGUACGAUCGCGAGUGAUGCCGGGAGGACUUUUAGUUCCGUCUGAUCACUUCACACUUUCGUUGUUAAUGAUCGUUUAUUUGCAUGUUUUUUUUCUUCUGGAAUACUAUGUUUGCUGCUGCCUCUGUACACAGUACCUCGCCUCGUACGUGUGUUUGUGUGUGUGUGUAAUCCUUCCCUGAUUCUCAUUCCAAUAUGUAUGCACAUGGAUGACACGCGGUACACACUAAUAGGCGCGUGUUUAUAGUACAGCAAGCUAAAGAUAAAGUCGCCGGUAUAUGGAUGAUUAGCGAAAAGUCCUUCUUCGUCCCCCGUGCGAGAAAGUAUCCAACAACAACAACAACAAGAACAACACACACACACACACACAUACACACACACGUGCGAUCACUUCCCUGCCCAGACAUGUUUGUUGCGCGCUCCGUCAGUUUUCUCUUUCCUUAUUGCCAUUUUCUUUAACCCUUCUUUGUUUAGUUUUGUUUGCCUCCCCUUCUCUUUCACCCGCUCCAGCUGCGGCUUUACUAUUUGUUGGGUGGCAAAAUUAUUUUGUUGUUUCAUUUCAAAUUGUUCGAUUUAUCGUCAUCAUCAGCCGCCGCCGUCGCCGCCGUCGUCGCGCGCAGAGUUAUAAACAUAAUUUAUGCAUUGUGAUAUUUUUUCGUCGUCUGUGUACACGUGUUAGCUAAUAUUAAUUAAUUAGUAAUAUGACAAGUGAUGAAGAAAUGAUGAGAGCAUCGUGAAUGUGAGGACAAACACAGUAGCCAGGCGCCAAGUAAAGAAGCGAAUGAUAAAGGGAUAGUAGGGAGAGAGUGAUUAGUGUUGAUAACAUGGACAAUGAGAUAUGAGAUGAGAUGAGAUGAGAUGCACGGUUACGGUAUAUUGCGGAUGUUAAGAAACCAGCAAGGAUUACAAAGCAAAGAAGAAAUCAAGCAGGACAAAGAUGGAUGAAGAAUCAGAAGCCGGGGGAGUUUGGCAUGGGAGAUGAGGGGGGAGUGGGGAAGGGGGGGGGGCUUGUAAUAACGAUAAUGAUUGCAUUGACGGAAAGGAUGAUGUAAAAGAGGCCAAGUGUAAUCUAUUUUGCUGAUAAUAAUGCUAAUAAGAAUAUUAAUAUUAAUAAUAAUUAUAAUAAUGAGGAUGGCCUGUUUAAAGGUAACGUUCUUAUUGAGGUAGUGAGAAAGAGAGAAACAGUUGGAAAAUGCAAUCGCGAUUAAUGGAAAAAGCCGUGGUUUUCAUCGGCGUUUUUUUUUGGUCCUGUAUGCUAUCAUUAUCAUUUUUGUACAUCACACCCGUGUUCCUUCUGGACUGUGUGGAAUGUUGUAUUGGAAUUGCAGGACUUUGCUGUGCAUUGCAGAGGGGUAGCGUGAAUCCCUAUUCACUUUACACAGUUGGUGAAUUGAUAGCAUUUGUUACUUUUUUCUCCAUUAGUAGAAGUAGUGCAGAGUACGGCUUAUCAGGAACUCUCAAAACCCAUUAAGGCUUAUCUGUUCCGCUUGCAAAGACGCGCGUUUUCUUCAUCUGAUCAUGCGCGAGGAUCACACGGCGGAUGGAAGGUUUUUCCUUUCCUCCCUAAUUUUGUUUUGUUUCGUUUUCAACAUACUCUCUUGUUGAGUGUUGUUUGCAGGUAUUGGUGAUGAUUGGGUUUUGUUUUUGUUUUUCUUCUUGUGGAUACAGUAGAUCACCUCAGUCAGAACUACUCCAUCAGAUGCCCCAGCAAAACACAGGGAAUGUACCAAAAAGGAGAACAGCUGUGUGAAUAAUGAAGGGCCGGUUCUUCUGCUUGUUUUUUUGUUGUGUUCCUGCCCACGGGUUGGGCCCGAUUAAAACGCGAGAGAUUCAUGCUAGCAUGCAGCAGAAGCAAAUGAAGUGUUUUAGUAGUCGACGAACCUACCCCACCACACAGUAAUAAGCAAGAGAUGUAGUAUAACGCGCGUGAAAGAGAGAGAGAAAGAAAAUGAACCGAAAAUUACCCCAAAAAAAAGCGUGCGCACUGUUGUUUGUAAGUGCGUUAAUACUCUCAAUCCGGGAACGCUCUUUGUGGCUUUUUUUGUGGUUGCCUUCUUCGAAGUUCAAAAUCACGGUCAGCGGGAAAAGGGAGCGACAUUACAUAGGAAAACCACAUAGAAUCAACUGUACAUUUAUUUCAUUGUUUUUUGUUUUGUUUUCUUAUUGUUGCCCCGUAUGGUGUAUCUCUUCCCGCGAUACACACGGCUUACUUACUGAUCCUCUUAUUAUUAAUUAUUUUCCAUUCAUUCGGUUCCGUCUAUUCAUGGACCUAAUAUGAAUUAACGUAUUUUUUUUUGGUUUAGAAUUUAGUUAUUUUGGUAGGAUUUUUUUUCUUCUGUGUACUAUGUCCAAUGCGUUAAACCGAAAUCUAGUUGCGCCUAGAUAGAUAACACACCAGAGAGCCAGAGACAUACACACACGCACGCAUAUACGGUGUGUUUAGGCGGCGUCGUUUCUAUUUUUUGUUCUCGUUGCUCUUUUGCUUUAUGUAAAAUGUGCGGAAAAAAGGAAGAAAAAAAACCACGUGCGAAAGAAAGCGUUAAAUGGGGUAAAAGUGGGUGAAAGCGCAAUAGCAGAGAGCAGGAAUAACAAACGUUUUUGUUUUGUUCGUUUUACGAUGCCGUUUAUACAACAACUACAAAAAAAAAUAAAACAAACAACAGUAAAUAAGUGAA